Messenger RNA from Dictyostelium discoideum AX4, 123 nucleotides. RefSeq lists its product as hypothetical. The transcript is spliced from 2 exons. The record is from RefSeq and is a predicted model, not a curated record. NCBI's taxonomy places the organism in Eukaryota, Evosea, Eumycetozoa, Dictyosteliales, Dictyosteliaceae. The coding region runs from base 1 to 123 and encodes 40 amino acids.
AUGUCUUGGAGUACUUUGGGCAAUUUGUCUCUUAGUGCUGCUUCCAUUAGAUCUGAUUCUUCCUUUGUUAUUUUAGUUGGAGUUUUUGGAAUAACAGUUAUAUUGAUGCAUUGUUAUAAUUAA